AUGACUGGUUACGAAACGCAGUUUUCUUCGGACACGGGAGCCCGGGUUGUGGCGGUGGUGGGUGCUGACGUGGUGAGCCCGUACGGCGGUGCCACGUGGGACGAAGUGAUACGACAAAUGGCUCGCAGAGUCAACUGGGUGGAACCUUCCGUGCAGCUUCUCGUCUUCUCCUCCUCGUCCCUCUCCCCCUCCUCCUCCUCCCACUCCCUCUUCCUCUCUGCCGCCCAGCAAGCCGAUCUCCUAUUGGCUGUCGCCGUGAACAGUGCCGAGUCCGCCGCCCAGCUCGUCCCUAUCUUUUCAGCCGCCCCUGCCCGGAUGGCCUUUGACUGCCACGUGUCGCUCUCUGAGCUCACCUCGCUGGGCGGGCUGAACCCGGAAAAGCUGAACCUGCCCCAAAAGCUCGCAGCAAAAUGGGGAUGGUGGAAGGAGGGCGCGAAGGCCGUUCAGACGUACACCCUGGUAGAAUCCUGCUGGGAGCGUCGCAGUGCAGACGACAUUUGGUUUGUCAUCCUCGCUCUCGUCAACGCCUACAUUGUCGACGUGCCCGCUCUGCGCAACCUGCGGGCGGCAGACUCGUCCUCUCUGCAGUGCAUGGUCGGCAACUGCGGGCCCAUCAUCAUCGAGUGUUUCCUGGACGAGCAGUGCCGCACGGCUAUCAACUGCCUCAAUGAGUGCGGUCCCACGGACCAGGUGUGCAGCUAUCGCUGCAUUGUCUCUUACGAGACCCCCAAGUUUGAAGCCUUCUCCCUCUGCGUCCUGCAGAAGCACAACUGCCUUGGUAUGACAGCUGAAAUCCGCGACCGCCCCACCGUGCUCCCCCUCACACACCUUCGCGGGCAGCCCGUCACGCACGAGCGGGCAGAAGAUAUUUUCGUCGGGUGGCUCGGACAGCUGCCCUGGAGCUGGCGGGUCGUGGCCGGGCAGAAUGCCGCUUACGACCAGUUCCCGUGCCAGUUUCAGAUAUUUUACCGAGGCAAGGCGCGAGGCUCGGUGUGGUACGACCCUGUUUUCACGAUCAACACUCUUGAUGGACGGUCGCUAUGGCGCCGCCGCCACUACCGCGUGCGACGCGGGAAGGUUCCCGGAACCUUCACCUUCACAGUGCUCGACAACGGGGUGAUCUCGGAGGAAUCCUGGCGAAUCGUGGACGUAACAGACGAUUUCCAGUGGGCGCUCUUUUACUACAGUGGCGCCGCACGGGCGGCAGGGCAGUCGUACACCGGGGCUGUGCUUGUGUCCAAGGAUGGUGAGUGGCCCGGACCUGAGCAUGCGGUUCGGCUCAAGGCUGCACUGGAUCGGUGCGGGAUCAAGGAGUGGGAGCUGUACCGGGUUGAUAACUCGUGCUGUGAGAAUGCGCCCUUGGGAUUGCCGGAUGAUGCUCCUGCUCCUGUUUCAAUAGCAUAA
Messenger RNA from Closterium sp. NIES-65, 1404 nucleotides. The record is from the annotation of a GenBank genome assembly. Lineage: Eukaryota; Viridiplantae; Streptophyta; Zygnematophyceae; Desmidiales; Closteriaceae.